AGCUGUCGCCUCGCCAGGCACUAGAACAUAAACUUUCCACGUAUUUUUUAAAUUAUUUACAUAAAAAGUACCUACAUUAGACUACAAUAACAAUGGAUCAGUGGGUCAGUGAAGGAUUAUCCAAAAUUCUAGAUUUUCAGAUACCAGAUGAUAUGAUAAAAUACAUUUUAUCCAUAGAAAGUGAGAAGGAUUUAAAUGAAUACAUGAAAACUUUGUUGGACUUCGAUAACCCUCAACAUAAAGGUUUCUUCUUAGAAUUGUGCAAGAAGAAGUUCCCGAGCAGAGCAUCUCUUCCCAAACAGCAGAAAAAGAAAAUAUCAAAGAACAAGCAACAGGCUGACUUCAUCAGCAAUGAGGCACCGAUACCACAGCCGGAGCCAGUAGAAACCGACUCCAAGUCUAAGAAGAAGACCAAGUUUGUGAACUUGUACUCCCAAGAGGGGAAGAACGCUCAGGUUGUCAUCAUAAAAGGGCGACAUCACUGUGACUGCCAGGCAUCUAAACACGAGCUAGUGAACAACUGUAUUCAAUGCGGCCGCGUCGUCUGCAAGCAGGAGGGCUCUGGUCCAUGCCUGUUCUGUGGCAAUCUGGUGUGCACUCCAGAAGAGCAGAAAGAGUUGAACACAAAGACUAAAGGUGCUGCUAAACUGAUGGAGACGCUGAUGGAACGAAGCAGGCCUAAAGGAUGGGAAGCUGCUGUCUCACAUAGAAACAGAUUGCUGGAGUAUGAUCGUACCAGCGAGCGUCGCACGCGCGUGACGGACGACGACAGCGACUACUUCAGCGCCAACAGCGUGUGGCUCAACUCCGCCGAGAAGGGCAAGCUGGAGAAGUACCAGCAGUCGCUGCAUGAGAAGAAACAUGGCUCCAGGCUUAAUAAGAAGAUGACUUUCGAUUUUGCUGGUCGCCAAAUAGUAGAAGACAAUACAAUAGACUACGAGCCUGAUGAGGAGCAGAUCAGACAGAUGACCAGCUCCGGCACCGACAGUGGACGGCAGCAGCAACACGACUUGUUCAUAGGAGUGCCCAGUGACAGGGAUGUGGCGCCAGGAGUCAACGCGCCACUGCUGCAGUUCGACCCAUCAGUGGAGACACAAAGCUUCGCCGCGGCCACCGCCGGUCACCCGGGGCAGUACACGCCGCGCGUGCAGGACGCGGCGCUGCAGGAGAUGAGCGACACCGCGCGCUGCCUCUCCAUGCACCAGCCCUGGGCAUCGCUGCUCGUCGAGGGGAUCAAGCUUCAUGAAGGUCGUACAUGGUACUCGAGUCAUCGCGGCCGGCUCUGGAUCGCGUCAACCGUGAAGCCGCCUGAUCAAGAGAUUGUGAGGGCCAUUGAAAACCAGUACCGAGUGUUAUAUCCAGAGACUGAAGUAAAGUUUCCAUCGUUCUAUCCAACUGGGUGCCUGCUCGGGUGUGUCAACGUAGACGACGUAUUACCGCAGGAAGAGUAUCAGAAAAAGUACCCGGGCGGUGAGAGUGACAGUCCCUACGUGUUCAUAUGUUCCAAUCCUGUCAGUCUCAGGCUACGGUUCCCGGUCAAAGGAGCUCAUAAAAUAUAUGCGUUGGAUAAGACAAUCCACCAGGCGGCAGUUAAAUGUAUACAGAAGAUGUCCAAAAUACAUUCCAAUGCUGCUUUACAGGUCGAUAUGGCUAUCUAAUAUUUAUUUAUGUAAUAUGCAUACAAUAAAACACACUUUAUUUGUAAAGAAA
Helicoverpa armigera (cotton bollworm) is the source of this 1710-nucleotide messenger RNA. Its product is annotated as activating signal cointegrator 1. The record is from RefSeq and is a predicted model, not a curated record. The transcript is spliced from 12 exons. Gene Ontology annotation, molecular function: transcription coactivator activity; zinc ion binding. Gene Ontology annotation, cellular component: nucleus. Lineage: Eukaryota; Metazoa; Arthropoda; Insecta; Lepidoptera; Noctuidae. Gene Ontology annotation, biological process: positive regulation of DNA-templated transcription. The coding region runs from base 93 to 1658 and encodes 521 amino acids.